This is a messenger RNA of Puma concolor (puma), 2824 nucleotides long. Lineage: Eukaryota; Metazoa; Chordata; Mammalia; Carnivora; Felidae. The record is from RefSeq and is a predicted model, not a curated record.
CGAUCCCAGCGUUCUGCUGUUGCACGCCGCCUCGCCUGCCCGGCUCGCGACCUGCCCCUCCCCCGCCCGCCGCCGUCUCCCGGGAAACGGGCCGCGAUAGCCCGCUGACCCGAAGCUGGUUUCAUGGCAGCCGCGAAGAAAGCAGUUUUGGGGCCAUUGGUGGGGGCAGUGGACCAGGGCACCAGCUCCACGCGCUUUUUGGUCUUCAAUUCAAAAACAGCUGAACUACUUAGUCAUCAUCAAGUGGAAAUCAAACAAGAGUUUCCAAGAGAAGGAUGGGUGGAACAAGACCCAAAGGAAAUUCUGCAGUCUGUCUAUGAGUGUAUAGAGAAAACAUGUGAGAAACUUGGACAGCUCAAUAUUGACAUUUCCAACAUAAAAGCUAUUGGUGUCAGUAACCAGAGGGAAACCACUGUAGUCUGGGACAAGCUAACUGGAGAGCCUCUCUACAACGCUGUGGUGUGGCUUGAUCUAAGAACCCAGUCUACCGUUGAGAAUCUUAGUAAAAGAAUUCCAGGAAAUAAUAACUUUGUCAAGUCCAAGACAGGCCUUCCACUUAGCACUUACUUCAGUGCCGUGAAACUUCGUUGGCUCCUUGACAAUGUGAGAAAAGUUCAAAAGGCUGUUGAAGAGGAUAGAGCUCUUUUUGGGACCAUUGAUUCAUGGCUUAUUUGGAGUUUGACGGGAGGGGCCAACGGAGGUGUCCAUUGCACGGAUGUCACCAAUGCAAGUAGGACGAUGCUUUUCAACAUUCAUUCUCUGGAGUGGGAUAAAGAGCUCUGCGAAUUUUUUGAAAUUCCAAUGAAAGUUCUGCCAAAUGUUCGGAGUUCUUCUGAGAUCUAUGGCUUAAUGAAAGCUGGGGCCUUGGAAGGUGUGCCAAUAUCGGGGUGUUUGGGGGACCAGUCUGCUGCAUUGGUGGGACAAAUGUGCUUCCAGGAUGGACAAGCCAAAAAUACGUAUGGAACAGGCUGCUUCUUACUGUGUAAUACAGGCCGUAAGUGUGUGUUUUCUGAACACGGCCUUCUGACCACAGUGGCUUAUAAGCUCGGCAGAGACAAGCCGGUGUAUUAUGCGUUGGAAGGUUCUGUAGCUAUAGCUGGCGCUGUUAUUCGCUGGCUAAGGGAUAAUCUUGGAAUUAUAAAGAGCUCGGAGGAAAUCGAAAAACUUGCUAAAGAAGUAGGUACUUCUUACGGCUGCUAUUUCGUCCCUGCGUUUUCAGGGUUGUAUGCGCCUUACUGGGAGCCCAGUGCCAGAGGGAUCAUCUGUGGACUCACUCAGUUCACCAAUAAAUGCCAUAUUGCUUUUGCUGCAUUAGAAGCUGUUUGUUUCCAAACCCGGGAGAUUUUGGAUGCCAUGAACCGCGACUGUGGAAUACCACUCAGCCACCUGCAGGUAGACGGAGGGAUGACCAACAACAAAAUCCUUAUGCAGCUACAAGCAGACAUUCUGUACAUCCCAGUAGUGAAGCCCUCGAUGCCCGAAACAACCGCCCUGGGAGCCGCCAUGGCAGCGGGGGCUGCGGAAGGAGUUGGUGUUUGGAGCCUCGAGCCCGAGGAUUUGUCAGCGGUUACGAUGGAGCGGUUUGAACCCCAGAUCAAUGCUGAGGAAAGUGAAAUUCGGUACUCUACGUGGAAGAAAGCUGUGAUGAAGUCAGUGGGUUGGGUUACAACUCAGUCUUCAGAAAGUGGUAUCCCAUAAAUAAUACCAACUCGUGGAUUCCAAAGAUGCGAGCUCUUUGCCUAAUGAGAGAAUCCAACAAUUGUCUCUUAAUGUGAUGACACUAUUCAUAGACUCUGAUUUUAUUUAUAAGCCACUUGCUGCAUGACCCUCCAAGUAGACCUGUGGCUUGAAAUAAAGAAAAUGCAGCAGAAAGAAUGCUAUAGAAACAUUUGGUGUGUUUUUUAACUUCAAGAGUUAAGAUUGGACCAGCCACCUUUGGGGUGGAUUGGGGAUUGCCACCACGUCCUGCCCCAUUCCCUCUGAGAUCUAGGAAGAAUUCAGACCCUUCAUUGGAAUCUUUCAUCAAACAUAUUCAAACGCUGAUGGUCUGGGAUUUGAUUCUCUGCACUACACACACUUGAUUCAGAGGUGAUAACUAACCAGCUACAAAUGAGUGGCUUUUUGUUUGUUUCUGUUUGACAGACCCUCAAAGGCCUCUUUUCUGCACAUUAAGGAGACCACAGCAUCUUCACUGAAUGUUUAACUGGAAACCUCUGCUAAAUUCUUGAAAUGGAAACUUAGUGCUCUCAUAGCUUAGAUAUUUUUCGGAAAGGUAUUGGCCAAAACUGAAACUCUUCAGACAUUUUACGUGGUCUUGCUAAUUCACUGAAUUGCUGUCUGGAUCUUACAGGGAAGGACCCUUUUUUUUCUUUCUUUUUUCAUCUCUCCUUUUUAUAUUUCUUACUUUAUAUGUAUAACAUACAUGCCUGUCUAUUUUAUAUACUGAGAGUAGCCCAUUUAUAAAUUAAGAGUACAUUUUACACGAUCUCACUAAUUACACUGAAUUUCUGUCUGGAUCUUAUAGGGAAGAACACUUUUUUUUCUUUCCAUCUCCUUUUUAUAUUUCUUACUUUGUAUGUAUAACAUACAUGCCUUUAUAUUUUAUAUACAGAGGGUAGCCCAUUUAUAAAUUAAGAGCACAUUGUAUCCACUACGGUAUAAUGGGACUGGUCUUAAGUGGACCACUAUAUGUAUAAAUAUUUUGGGGAAAACACUGUGUACAUUUUUGGGCAACAGUUAUGCAUAUUUACCAGGAGAAACUUUUUCUUAAAGAGCCAGCAUUUAAAGUUUAAGUAUAUGUUCUAUGUCAAUAAAAGAAAAUGUA